AUGAACCUUGGUUCGGUCUUUUUCGUCAGCCCGCUUGGCCAAUGCCCUCACACUAUCUUCGCCCCUCACCCCGCGUUUUUGUUGCCUCUGGCCCCUUUGUCCCGCGGCAGCGCUAAUUCAUACCCAUCACAUCUAAUUGUUCUUCGUCCCGUUGAUCGGCGCAGGGGGGUGUUGGUUGGGGAGAAGACAAGAUGUGAGCCAUGCUCACAGCCCACCAUCUUUCUCUCUUUCCCCGGCCGGUAG
This is a messenger RNA of Colletotrichum costaricense, 243 nucleotides long. RefSeq lists its product as uncharacterized. The record is from RefSeq and is a predicted model, not a curated record. NCBI's taxonomy places the organism in Eukaryota, Fungi, Ascomycota, Sordariomycetes, Glomerellales, Glomerellaceae. Bases 1 to 243 code for a protein of 80 amino acids. The transcript has a single exon.